AUGUUGCUUACAAUUAUGACGACUCCUGAAAAUGGCGACUGUGCUGAAGACGUCGGAGGAGCGAAUCAAAUUUUUAGUCAAGCUAAUGGAGACCGGAUUAGAAGAAAGCAAUAUGAGUGCUUGGGGAAUGUUUCUGACAACAUAUUCGGAUUAUUGGGAGUUCACCGAGUGUUCACGUUUGUUGGAUGCUGUGCUCGACAUUCACGACAUGGUAAACAACCAGAGUUGCAGAUGCAAGGAGAUGCAAGACUUGCCAUACGUGGGCUGUUUUUGGAUAUGCAAUACUCGGAUCAAGCUGCCAGUGCGUUUUGGUUGGCUGCCGUUUUCAACAAGCUAACGACUCCGGAAUACCGCCCAAAAUUCUUCAUGUUACUGUUUUUGGAUCCCGUGGAAGCAAAUGGAAAAAGGACUCUGGAUUGGCGUAGGAUGGUGACUGAGGUCAAAAACAUAGCCGUUGAAUGGAGCUUGCCGAUUGAAAAAGUGGUGGAAGAGCCAAUCCUGAAGCUGUUCACUUGGUUGAGCUUGUCAACUUUUCGAAAAACUUUGCUUGUGGAGUUUGUCAAGGCGAACGCUAACCAUUACGCAGAAUGUCUGAAUGCUGGAUUGUACCAAAAUGUGCAAUGCGAAUUGUUGGCUCAAGAGAAAAUUCGGACGCGCAAAGAAAAAAAACGCACAGAAGAGGAGCUGAAUAUUCUCACACCAACACAGCCAAGUUUUGUUCCAUCUUCGAAUCAAUCUAUUGUCCUAUCAUCAUAUCAUCGGGGCGUGAGGCUUGUACGGGAUGAGUUUCAAGAACGGGAGUCGUUGGAUGUUUUGAGUGACACAUUUAUGGAUCGGCCUACGAGCGACACUUAUGGAGCAUCAAAAGAAGGAAGCCGACUCGAUGUAUCUAGUUAUGUGCAAGACACUCUCCUUGGUGUGACAUCUUUGACACAACAUUUGAGCAGCGGCUCUGAAGGGAUCGAUCAUGAUGAAAUGGAGUUUCCUCGUAAACGAGACUCACCUCAAUCGAUGCGUCACAGGAAAAAGUUUUAUGGAGACGAUACAAUGCAAGGACCAUUUAGUACAACUGCUGUGGCGGACACAGUGAGGAGGCGACUUCCCGCAUCACCCCUUCUAACCACAGCUGAAUUACCGUUGCCACACAAAAGAGUUAGAACUCGCGGACGAACAAAGAUUGAACACAGCAAGACUACAAAGAAGACUCCUAUCAAGAAGAGCGAAAAGCUAAAUGUCGAUGAUCCCUACGCUUUUAAAGAUGAUGAAGAAGAGACCAUCAAGCUAGCAAGUACUCGGGCUAAGACCAGUACAACUUUACAUCAACGCAGUAUGCCUUCACCGAUGGAUACACUUUCUGAGAUUCCUCAACCACAUCAGCGCACAGGUGAACUUCGAGCGAAAAGCAAGAUAAAAUUCAUGGCAGAGAAGCUCACAAAUUCUCCAAAUCAACAAACCAAAAAACAAGCUUUGGAAACGGUGCAUGACCGUGAAGCAGAGCGCCAUACAAGCAAGAAAGUUGAGGGACAAAAAGGCUUGGAAAAUGAUGGGAAAGCGAGAAAAACCAAAGGAGGCAACUUGGUGAUGAUGAUUCUACUCUUUCUUUUGAAAAGACUAUCUGUCGCGAUUUCAUCAAUCAUCACGGAUCAAUUUGAUUUGGUUCAACCAUUGGGCGGAGAAUUGCUUCCUCACUCUAAAUUUCUGAAGAUUCGAUCAAGUCAAGGCUCAACUGCUCAAUCAUCACUAUUAUCCAAUGUCAAAUUUUCAAAGAGCAAAAAUAAACUUCAACCUCUGACUAACGCCAAACGUAAGAAUGAAGAAGAGAAAGACAAUGUCCAUUGGAGGAUUUCAAAUGAUCUACCG
Messenger RNA from Mesorhabditis belari, 1860 nucleotides. NCBI's taxonomy places the organism in Eukaryota, Metazoa, Nematoda, Chromadorea, Rhabditida, Rhabditidae. The record is from the annotation of a GenBank genome assembly.